This is a messenger RNA of Oryzias melastigma (Indian medaka), 2501 nucleotides long. RefSeq names its product ADP-ribosyl cyclase/cyclic ADP-ribose hydrolase 1. Gene Ontology annotation, biological process: positive regulation of B cell proliferation. The transcript has 10 exons. The record is from RefSeq and is a predicted model, not a curated record. Gene Ontology annotation, molecular function: NAD+ nucleosidase activity; phosphorus-oxygen lyase activity. The coding region runs from base 145 to 960 and encodes 271 amino acids. NCBI's taxonomy places the organism in Eukaryota, Metazoa, Chordata, Actinopteri, Beloniformes, Adrianichthyidae. Gene Ontology annotation, cellular component: plasma membrane.
AUCUGGACGUCAAGCUGGAAUUCACAUCCUUUCUCCCCCGAUUCUACCGAGAGGAUACACUAAAGAAAGAAUAGCUAUAAGGUUGCUUCUGCUUUGUCCAAAGAUCCCACCAUCCUGUCUCCUAAAACAUCUGCUCACUUUGUCAUGAUUAACUUUGUGGCAUGGUUGUUCAUGCUCCAGCUCAUUCCUGGUCCGGUUCAAACACAACCAGGGACAACCCCCAACAUCAAACACAUCGUGGUGGGAAGAUGCUUCACCUACACCACACUCAUCAACUCCAGCUUAAGCUACGACUGUGAGGAGAUCUGGAGACACUUCGAGGAGGCGGUUAUCCAUCACCCCACCUGCAACGUGAAAGUCCAACACUACCACAAGAUGUUCAAUGCAAUGGAGGAGUUCUGGCCCUGUGACAGGUUUCUUUUCUGGAGCAAAACCAGGACUCUGAUGCACAGCUAUGCCGCUGUUUUCCGCCACUUCUGGACACUGGAGAACACGCUGGUUGGCUUCAUGUUCAAUGAACUCAUCUGGUGCGGUCAAGAAGAAGAAUCCGGUUUUGAUUUUGACUCCUGUCCCGAGUGGUCGGCGUGUGGAGAUCAUCCAGUCUUCUCCCUGUGGAGGCAGGCCUCACAAAAGUUUGCAGAGAUGGCGUGUGGCAACAUUACGGUUCUGUUAAACGGAUCUAUUGCUGAUGCCUUCAACAGGAAGAGCAUGUUUGGAAGUGUUGAACUGGACAGUUUAAACCCCCAAAGAGUGGACCAUGUGAACAUUAAAGUGGUGACCAACCUGGAGGGACCAAACAUAGAAUCCUGUAGCCGGGGAUCGAUUACUGACCUAAUCCAAAUUCUUCAGUCGAGGGGUUUUCGCUGGACUUGCACAGACAGCGACCAGACCCUGAUGGCUCUUCAGUGCAUCCAGAACCAGAUGUUCUCCUACCAGACGUGUGCAAACAGCUUCCAGUGAACAAGCAGCGUUUCUGAUCCAAUCCACUGAGAUAUGAGACUGAGACCAGGAUCAGCAGAAGUUCUGGUCCAAUACUCAUCAGCAAACUGCCCCAACUGUCUCAGAUUUGAACGUCUCCAUCUCCUUCCACAUCAGAAGGACACACCAGAACAGUCUAAAGUUCUGCUCUGAACCACUCUAGAGGUUUUGGGUUCUUUUCAGGGGUUUGUGGUUGUUUUCAUGUUUGGCCCUAUUUGCUUGCAUUAGAAAAUCACAAAACCCUAUAAACUUCUCCACCAACAUCCUUCUCUAAGACGCUCAGACUGAGAGGUGACCACAGAUUCUCUGCUUCAAAUAAGAUCAGACAGUUUUAUCUCAAAACUCCGAUUUAAUGUUAUUAUCUUUCAUUUUCUGUUUCACUCUUAGUAUGAGUGAAAUGUUGCAGUACAUUAACAUCAGAUCUGUGCUUUCACAUCCUCUCCUUCAUGCAGGAUCAACACAAGCUGAGUAACACAAUUCUUUAACUGGUUUUCAUUUCCCAUUUUCUUCUAUGACCUUCCUCCGUUUUAUAUUAAAGAAGAAAGGAAAUUAUCUACUGGAGGUCAUAAAAUGUUCAAAUCAGCAGGAAGAUCUGCAACAAGAGAAGAAGUUGCAGGUAGUUGGUUAUUCCAAGUGUUAUGAAAAGUUGAAGAACCAUCUGACUAUAGAAAGUCAUUUUUUUCCUUUGGUUUCACUUUAGAUCUUCCAGAAACACUAUUUUUACAAAGCUGAAUUAAGAAAAUAUUCAAACCCUAAAUACAGGGGACAUGAAAAAAGUUGCACCCAAAGAAAAACUUUUUUUUUUAAUAAAACCUUAUUGUUUCAUAUAAAAAAAGUUCUGAGAUUCCACAGAUAAUCCAGUGUUGGAUUAAAUAUGAUGGGAACAAAUAAGCAGCCAAGACAAGAAUAAACUGUAAAAAUGUCCUCUUGACAUCCUACAGACACAUUCUGACUUGCAACGGGACCAGAUUGCACCAUCUCAACAACCCCCAUCAGGAAGCCCACGGUUUCACUUCCUGUACAUGAUGCGUGAAGCAAAAAGUGUGCAACUUUUUUAAUGUUUUUGUACCUCUGCAGUCAUCUACCUGGAGUGUUUGUGAGUGGGUUGGUACUGUGAAUCUUCCGUUGGUGCCUGUUGCCCAACACUGACAGAUUGAUCGUUCUGAUAACUUCUUGUCUGAUGUUAUCAAUGUUCAGCGUGAUUAUAUGCCCCUCCUCCAAAUUCUGCAGAAAAUCUGUUUUUUUUUUUUUUGUCAUCUUGGAAUGUACUAUGCAAUUCCAGUAGUGACAAGAGAUUUAUGGAUAAAACAUUCAAUGCCAAGUACCAAAACCAAUGUUAUUUUUAACUAUAAAAGUAGAACUACCUGCGAUAAUGCUAGUGUGAAUGUUUUUUACUGACAGUAGUCGCUUAAGCUUUUUGCUAUAGGGAUUUGCUGAAAAUGCAAAAGCUAUUGCCAAUUUUGCUAAAGAUCUAUGAAAGAGCGCUGACCUAAAUUUCUGAAAAAUGUGUAGUAAAAUUUCUU